AUGCCUCAAUCAGCAAGAAUGUUCAGCCAAAGAGAAAAUAAGAGCCGUACCCCGACCAACAGAGUGGCUGUGGUUACCGGCUCUACAAAAGGGAUCGGCUUUGCCAUCGCCCGCCGUCUGGCCCAGGAAGGGGCCCAUGUAGUCAUCAGCAGCCGGAAGCAGCAGAACGUGGACCAAGCUGUGGCCAUGCUGAAGGAGGAGGGGCUGAGUGUGACGGGCACCGUGUGCCAUGUGGGGAAGGCUAAGGAUCGAGAACAUCUGGUGGCCAUGGCACUGGAGCAUUCUGGGGGUGUUGACUUCCUGGUGUGUGUUGCAGGGGUUAACCCCUUGGUGGGGAGCACUCUGGGAUCUAGUGAGCAGAUUUGGGACAAGAUCCUGGAUGUGAACGUGAAGGCUCCAGCCAUGCUGCUGAGCCAGCUGCUGCCUCACAUGGAGAACAGGAGGGGGAGCUCCGUGGUUCUGGUCUCAUCUAUGGUGGCUUAUUUGCCUAUACCAGCACUGGGAGUCUACAACACUAGCAAGACUGCCCUGUUAGGUCUCUGCAAGUCACUGGCUGUGGAGCUGGCACCGAAAGGCAUUCGAGUGAACUGUAUAGUGCCAGGAAUCAUCAAUACUGACUUUAGCCAAGUGCGGAAGUCAUUGACCCACGUCCAACCUGCCAUAAAGGAUAUCUAUGGAUUGCUGCGGACUGGGGAACCAGAAGAAUGUGCAGGGAUCGUGUCCUUCCUGUGCUCUUCAGAUGCCAGCUUCAUCACUGGAGAGAACAUUGUAGUGGCGGGCUUCUCCCCUAAACUAUGA
Molecule: messenger RNA, 798 nt
Organism: Dipodomys spectabilis (banner-tailed kangaroo rat)
Lineage: Eukaryota; Metazoa; Chordata; Mammalia; Rodentia; Heteromyidae
Product: dehydrogenase/reductase SDR family member 2, mitochondrial-like
Exons: 8
Coding region: 1-798 (265 amino acids)
Molecular function (GO): carbonyl reductase (NADPH) activity
Source: RefSeq, a predicted model, not a curated record